Messenger RNA from Cladophialophora immunda, 1108 nucleotides. RefSeq lists its product as uncharacterized. Lineage: Eukaryota; Fungi; Ascomycota; Eurotiomycetes; Chaetothyriales; Herpotrichiellaceae. The coding region runs from base 172 to 750 and encodes 192 amino acids. The transcript has a single exon. The record is from RefSeq and is a predicted model, not a curated record.
AACGGAGCUCAUUGCGGAGCACCCAGUUCGUUGAGGACAUCGAGUAUCUUAUGACAUCGCUUGAGAGAUGAUCUGAUCCUCUCGUUCCUGGAACGUUGCGCUAUAUCCUUGCUCCUGACUAUUUGUUUGCUCGUGUGCGCCCCUCCCCUGGAAGUCUUCUCUUGGAUAAGCAUGUCGGGCCAAACAUCAAUACAAUCCAAGCUGCCAGAUCUACACAUUAACCUCCCUCCUAACCCCCAGCCUACACCCUCCAUGAAGACGGAAGAAGUGAUUGAAUCUUGGGAAGAUGAUGAUCCUUCUUCCCCUCUCGGAGAUGACUGCAAUACUCGCACACCUGUCGAAGGAAUGAGCCUCUCUCUGAAGCAGUCCGAGUCCGCAGAUCCUGCAUUGCGUCCACCACCUCCUACCCCAAUAGCUCCAGGCAAUGGUGCGCAGUACAUAGACUGGUCGCCUGCCCAGGUCCUUGGAGGAGGCCGUCCAAGUACCAGGCCAUAUACGCAUUCCGGAGCGUCCACACCGCAAACCGACUCUGAUUGGGAACGACGAAGGCCAGAGAAGACGACAGCCACCGCUAGUCGAAUGAUAGCUGCUGGGUUAGGGAUGAAGGCUCCCAAGAAGAACGAAGAACAAAAGCAGUACGAUCGAGCGGUCAGGGAACAGGAGAUGAAAAGAAGAAAUAAGGAGAAGGAGGAGAGAGAGCGUGAAAAAGAAGAUGAUGAAAAGGCCAAAGCUGCUGUUUGGGAGGAUUGAGGUCAACAGACUGUCAAUCGAUCCGAUGGGAUCAAGGGGAGAAUCUGAAUGUUCCGUGGUUACAGGAAUGUACUACAAAUUUGACGGUUUCUCCUGCUGUGUCGCUAUAUGGUUUGUUGGUAAGAUAUGCUGCUGCUCUCUGCCGAAAAAAGGCGAGAGAUCCAUCUUCUGUAUCCCAAUGAGGAGUCACAUUCAUCUGCGUGAAAAUGAGACAUAUCAUACUGCUAGGCUUAGGCCCGCUGCUGGGAGAGCAAGUCUGCCUCUGGGGUUGGUGAUUUGAACAGAACCUCCAUCUCCAUACGUACUUGUAGUAUGCUGUUAGAUCUCCACUGUCAUGCAGAUAACAUGUUCGUUCUCA